Messenger RNA from Bipolaris victoriae FI3, 687 nucleotides. RefSeq lists its product as hypothetical. The annotation marks the transcript as partial. NCBI's taxonomy places the organism in Eukaryota, Fungi, Ascomycota, Dothideomycetes, Pleosporales, Pleosporaceae. The transcript has a single exon. The record is from RefSeq and is a predicted model, not a curated record.
AUGCCGAAAUCAAAGAUCAGUGCAACCAAGCACAGUAUAAAGCACAAACAGAGCCAUGCAGCUCUUUCCUAUGAAUCCUCAUCUGAUCAAUCGACAGACGACUACAGCGUUGCAGAAACGCCCGCUCCAGACUCGACAGGUGGGGACUUGCCUGACAACCUCACAGUUGAAGAAGACCAUGGCCUACUUCUUCUUUCUCAAUUACCGACAUUUGACACUAGUCGGCUCUCAUCGAAUACGGGUACCACCGAUCUCGCUGUAUUGAUCCAUCGCCACUAUCGUGCGUUCCGACCUACGGCAUCACUUCCAAACCCUGAUUGGACAUGGAAGAAAGCCACAAAACAAGUGGUUGUGCUGCGAAAAGCGUUUCCUGCAAUCAAAGACGCUGAAAACAGUGUACUAGCCGUGACGGCUUGGUUUCACUUCCUUUGCGAGAUUGAUGACGAGGUCGAACAGAUGGAGAGUUCGGAGAGAGGACUACUACUUGGACGGAUCACGAAGGCGCUGCAGACUGUCAGCGUAGACCCACUCCAGUCGGCGGAAGGUGGACAUGCAAAACUCCUCACAGUCGUCAGCAGCUUCAUUCGGCAAUGCCAAGUAGUCUUAUCACCUCAGGCUCUUACCCCGGUCUUCGCCGACAUCAUCGACUAUAUAGGGGGACUAAAGGAGGAGGCUGCUUACCAAGAG